Mangifera indica (mango) is the source of this 2528-nucleotide messenger RNA. Its product is annotated as pto-interacting protein 1-like. The transcript is spliced from 6 exons. Lineage: Eukaryota; Viridiplantae; Streptophyta; Magnoliopsida; Sapindales; Anacardiaceae. Bases 582 to 2216 code for a protein of 544 amino acids. Gene Ontology annotation, molecular function: protein kinase activity; ATP binding. The record is from RefSeq and is a predicted model, not a curated record. Gene Ontology annotation, biological process: protein phosphorylation.
UUUUGUAAGGAGUCUCACAAUAAUGAACAUGUGCUAUUGUUGGCAAAAUUUAAUUCCAUCUGUUGCCUCUAAUCAUCUCUACCUCUCCUCAUUCAAGGCACGCUCAUCAAAUAAAGCAAACCCUAAUUAACAACCUCACCAAACAUGUACUGCCUGUUUAAUUUCUACGAUGAAGAGAUUUAGGAAAUUGAGUGCUCCAACCUGUAAUUCUUCUUUGUAAUGAAAGAUUUGGUCCGUAUUGAAGAUAAGCUCUUAUUUAUAAUCUACAUUCAAGUAAUUUAGUAAGUGUAAAUUGUCUGUUCAUUACUACAAUCAUUCCUCUUCAUAAGAAGCAGAAUGGUAGUUGGCACGGGAAGUUUUUCUUUAUUGAUGAACCAUCAACUAUCUGCUUGAGUUUUCUGAGAAAGUCUGCAAUAUACUUUAAGGCAUUGCCUUCUUCUAGUUAGUUCAGAAUUUAUGGCAAUGUGGGCACCAGGGGGAGGUAAUUCCUGGAAUCUGCAGGAACAGAAGCUGCAUAUAGACAUCAGUUUUUUCGUAUCUGAAUUGGAAUUGUGUCUUAACAUCAAAAGUUGCAUUGUUUUAUGAUGGUUGGAAGAUUGAGGAUUAAGAGAAAACUUUUAGCCCUCCUGAGAACAAAAACGGUGAAGAAGAGAACAAUCAUCAUGGGUCUAAAAUCUGAUAACUAUAGUAGAGGGGUGCUUCUUCAGUUACUCAAUACAGUUGUUCAGCCUGGAGACAGUGUGCUGGCAGUUCAUGUUGAAGAACCAAAUGAUUCUUUUGAUCUCAACACUUUUCACAUUCAUGAAGACAUAUGCAAGUCCAAGCUGGUUGAUUUCCUUGUCAAAGUCUGUACUGGAGACUCAUACAUAUCAGAAUUAUCCAAUGAAGUACGAGUCAAUUAUGCGACAAUCCUAGCACUUGGAUGCGGCCAUUCAGGGCCCAAAGAUUCAGUAGUUAAUAAAUGCUUGAAAGCCUUGCCUCCCACUUGUACUCUUCUAGUAAUGGAUAAUGUUGGAAUUCAAGUUCAGAUGCAGGGAACCUCACAGCAAGGAUCUACAAAAGUAGUCCUUCAACCUUCACUAUCAUCUCCAUUGAAAUACCCUUCCUUGGAUUUGAAGCAACCGGCAACCAGCCGUCAGUUGAAAAAGUCAUUCACUGCACCAUCUGCCUCAAUGUCAUCACCAAUCAGACAAAAUUGUGCUUUGAGACUCUGCAGUUUAAAGAAAACAGUGCAGGUUCCUGACUUCCUAUCACAAGAACUCUCUCAGAGAUGGUUACUCCUAGAAGCUGGGGGAUCCAUUAGGCGCUUCACGUCACAAGAGCUCAAUCAUAUCACUGAUGAUUUCAGCCCUGAAAUGUUGAUAGGAGAAGGUGGGAGCAGUGUGGUUUAUAGAGGUAACCUAGAGGAUGGUCAGAUGGCAGCAGUCAAACUCUUCAAAAUUAGACUCUGGUCAGAAGAGGAUAUUUUCCAAGAAGUAGAGUUGUUAUCAAGUAUGAAACAUGAGAACAUCGUACAAAUAAUUGGGUAUUGUCACAGCCAGGAAGUCAAUGCCGUAGUGUACAAUUUACUAAAUGGAAGCCUGAAACAAUAUUUGAAACAACUCAAGUGGAAUGAAAGGAUGGCUGUUGCAAUUGGUGUUGCGAAGGCACUGGCUUAUCUUCAUCACUGUUGUGACCCUCCAAUCAUUCAUAGAAAUGUGAAGUCAUCCAACAUCCUCCUCUCUGACAGUUGCCAGCCACAACUCUCAGACUUUGGAGCUGCAAUUGUUCAUCAAACCCAGCAAGCCUCAGCAAACAUAAAGCCAACUGACAUUAUCGCGACCUUUGGAUAUCAAGCCCCUGAAUACAUGAUGUAUGGAAAGGUUGAUGAGAAGAUUGAUGUGUACUCCUAUGGGGUUGUGCUUCUGGAACUCAUCACUGGGAAGGAAGCAAUUCAAACAAACCAGACAAAACGUGAAAGCUUAGUACUUUGGGCGAGGUCUUUACUUGGCUGUGGCCUAUGUGAACGCCUAAUUGAUCCUUUCUUGAAUGAAGACUACAAGAAGGAAGAAAUGGAAAUAAUGAUAUGUGCGGCACGCCUCUGCCUAUUGCAUUCAUCUUCUAGAAGGCCAAAAAUGAAGAUGAUACUGAGGUUAUUUGAGGAACCAGAAUACUGGCUAAAGAUAAAAAGAGAAAAAGAUGAGCUCCUAAAUGGAUUAUUUCCAAAGGAGAAAUAGACCUCUGGAAACACUAUGAUAAGUCUGGCUGCAAUUAAUCUAGAACUUCUGAUAAUAUCUAAACAUUUUUAACUUGUCAGUAAUCUUAAUCUAUAGAAAUUGGACUAAUGUAUGUCUUGAUAAAAUGGGUCGCAAUUUGGUCCUUUGUUACCUCAUAAACUAGUUAAAUUCAUGGUCAAGGCCAAAUCAAUUCUUCUCUUUUUUCUUUUAUGGUAUUUUCGCAUUUUACAUUAUGCAUCAGAACAAUGGUCAUAGUAGAUGUAAUGCAAUACCCCUUUUUUGUGGAAUUAUACAUUUAAAUUUUAUCAUCCA